UUGACCUUUCCCCAAAGCGAGUGCACUCGGUUUCUAGGCAGGUCGGCUACCUCUUGGCUCUGGGGAAUGGAAUGCUGGCACUUGAGGGUUUUGGUGGAGAAACUACUGUCUUAAAUGGGAGAAAUUUGAAGUUUCCUAGGUUCCCGGCUGCACAGAAUUUUCCUGCGUCUUUGCUUUUAGGUUACCUCCUUGCCUGCUCCCCCAAACCCUGGUCUUUCUCUCUCCUCCGGCCUAUAGCAGUCCCAUUAGGCUCCCAAAGAUUUAGGACCCACCGGGAUUUCUUUCUUAUGCGGGAGAGAUUCCAAUUGUCUUUUCUUUCUUCUUUUUUUCUUUCUCUUUCACCUUUGAAAAGUUGAGACGAGUUCUGAAAGGUUAAGAAAUGCAGCCCUGUGUAGUUGGGUGGGGGGAGCUCUCAGCUUUCCAGUGUAAGUGGGUUCCUAAAGAAGAAAUAGAGGCACUGUCUCAGGCAGGGAAAAUGUAAGUCUCUCUUAGUCCGGGCGAUUGAGGUCUUCCCCGGUCCCCCUACUUAGAGCCUGCGUCGGCGCCGAGGACAGAGCCCCUCUGCAGCAGGCGUCCUCCGCCCCGCUGUCACCAGGUUUUAAACAAUUGUUUCUGCGGAUGGGGCGCUCUUUGCCCUUGUUCUGUGCAGAUCAGCGGUUCAGUGGAAAUGCGGAGAUGCAGACUUAAUAUUAUUUACUAUAGUACUUCCUGCAUAACAUUGAAUCUUGACCCUUGGCGUUCAGAGAACUCUCCUUCCCCCUCCCCUCCCCUUCCUCUCUCAAGAUUUUAGUUUCAGUAUUGUUCUUCAUGGGUAAAUAGAAUGUCAGAUGCUGAGGCAGGUAGUGGAUUAAAAGAUCAAUAAGUGUGUGGAUUUGCACUUGUCGUUUGCAUGCACCCCUCUCAGGGUGUAUGGACGUGUCUGAGUUAUGGCCGUCUGAAAACUGUGUAUUUCCAGUGCUCUGUGGAGAAGUGAAAUAUAUGCGUCCACAGGAAUUUUGUGUCCAGGGGCGCAGGUGAAAAGUCACCUAUGGCACUGCUGCAAUCCCAACUUUGAGGGCACAUAUGGGGUUUCCUUUAUUUUCCUUCUGUAGGAUUUGGGACGGUGAGAAAGGCAGGGUCCAGCCUUGGAAACUUCCUCCAACAGUCUGGGAAAUUAAAAUGUCCUUGCAAAUCCCAUUUCAGGCCUUGCCAGUUAUGAGAAAGCACUAAAGCAGGGUUACUGGAAAGUAACCCCCAAACGCUCCCUCUCUUCCCUUCCGAGCACAAGCACCCUCCUUCCUGCACUGGGCCUCGGGAGCGGGGCCUCUCUCUGGGGUCCGGGUCUUCUGGUGGGGAGCCCUUGUGUGCCCAGGCUCGCAGCAUCGGGCCUCAUUAUUCCCAGCCGACUCUUAUCGGGCUGGCUGGGAUUAGGUCUGGGAUGGGGGACGCUGGGCCAUUGAAGGAAACCAAUAAAUCAAGUCAGGUUCUAGAGAGAGACCUCAGGGGAUGCCAUUUAGAAAGUGUAUCUGGAGAGACCAAAUAUGCCCAGGGGCUCUCUCCACUCCCUCCAAGCACCUCUUGGGUGUCAGACACAGGCCCCUAAUUCUGCUGGAUUUGAUGGGACCUUCGUGUGGGAGACAUGGGUCUAAGUAUGUGCUGGCCAAGGUACUCUGGGGGAGCCUGGGUGAAGGAGUGGGCCGGCGCCCAGGUCCAAGGGAGUCAGGUGUGCCGCCCGCCUCUGCUCCACGGAUCCCUGCCCUGGCUGGACGGCAGCAAAGCUCUGGGCAGCCACCACACCGCUUCGCCCUGGAACCUCAGCCCCUUCUCCAAGACGUCCAUCCACCACGGCUCCCCGGGGCCGCUCUCCGUCUACCCCCCGGCCUCGUCCUCCUCGCUGUCGGCCGGCCACUCGAGCCCUCACCUCUUCACCUUCCCGCCCACCCCGCCGAAGGACGUCUCCCCGGACCCGUCGCUGUCCACCCCGGGCUCGGCCGGCUCGGGCCGGCAGGACGAGAAAGAGUGCAUCAAGUACCAGGUGCCGCUGCCCGACAGCAUGAAGCUCGAGUCCACGCACUCGCGGGGCAGCAUGACCACCCUGGGAGGGGCCGCCUCGUCGGCGCACCACCCCAUCACCACGUACCCGCCCUACGUCCCCGAAUACAGCUCCGGACUCUUCCCGCCCAGCAGCCUGCUGGGGGGCUCCCCCACCGGCUUCGGAUGUAAGUCGAGGCCCAAGGCGAGAUCCAGCACAGAAGGCAGGGAGUGUGUGAACUGCGGGGCCACCUCAACCCCGCUGUGGCGGCGGGAUGGCACUGGGCAUUACCUCUGCAACGCCUGUGGGCUCUACCACAAAAUGAACGGACAGAACCGACCCCUCAUCAAGCCCAAGCGAAGGCUGUCGGCAGCAAGAAGGGCAGGUACGUCCUGUGCGAACUGUCAAACCACCACCACGACGCUCUGGAGAAGAAAUGCCAAUGGAGACCCCGUCUGUAAUGCCUGUGGGCUGUACUACAAGCUUCACAAUAUUAACAGACCCCUGACCAUGAAGAAGGAAGGCAUCCAGACCAGAAACCGAAAAAUGUCUAGCAAAUCCAAAAAGUGCAAAAAGGUGCACGACACGCUGGAGGACUUCCCCAAGAGCAGCUCGUUCAACCCGGCCGCCCUGUCCAGACACAUGUCCUCUCUCAGCCACAUCUCCCCUUUCAGCCACUCCAGCCACAUGCUGACCACUCCAACGCCGAUGCACCCCCCGUCCAGCCUCUCCUUCGGACCUCACCACCCUUCCAGUAUGGUCACCGCCAUGGGUUAGAGCCCCUGCUCGAUGCUUCUAGGCCUCCCGGCGAGAGUCCCUCCAGCCCCUCCUACGUGCAUUUUUGCAGGAGCAGUAUCAUGAAGCCGCAAACCGAUGGAUCUAUGUUUUUGAAGGCAGAAAGCAACAUGGCGUUUGCCACUUUUGCAGACGAGCUCACUGUGCUGUGUUCUCGAUCACUGAAUCUGGAUCCCAUUUGUGAAUAAGCCAUUCAGACUCCUAUUCCCUAUUUAUCAGGGUCUCUCUAGUGCUGUGAAAAAAAAAAAAAAGAAAGAAAAGAAACCAUGCUGAACAUUGCAUAUAACUUAUACUGUAAGAAAAUACUGUACAUUUGAAGAAGACGUUAUCAUAUUGCGUAGCUGUAAGAAAGGCAUGAAGGACGCCAAGAGUUUUAAGGAAUACGGGGGAAAUCAAGUGUGGAAAUUAAGAAGAAACUAGGUCUGCUAUUCACACGGACAAACGGCCAGUGUUGAGUCCUUGCACUGGUUACAGUGGUUGGACAUUAACAGGAAAAAAAAAAAAAGCAAAAAAAAAAAAAAAGAAAAAAGUCGUAGGCAAAUCAUUUGUUCAAAGCGGUGGGCGUCCGGUGGGCGUCCGUCUAGGAAAUUCUGUCAGUUCUGGGCGGUGAUUGUGGCCACUCACACACAUUGCCAUCGAGGGGGUCCGAGAGCCUCGCUCAGGCCUACUGGCUUUGUGAGCAAGUCCCUGUAAUUGUUGUUUGUAUGUAUAAUUCAAAGCACCACAAUAAGAAAAGAUGUAGAUUUAUUUCAUCAUAUUAUACAGACUGAAUUGUUGUACAAAUUUAUUUACUGCUAGUGUUAAGAGCUACUUUUUGUUUUCAUAUUUUCCUUCUUUCUCAAUUUUUUGGUUGAAUAAACUAGAUGACAUUCAGUUGACCUAAGGUGGCUUGUGCUCUGGAGGGCUUCUUUCCCAUUUUGGGUGAUAUUUAUUAACUAGCUUCUAAGGGUACAGCGGCCUCUGUCUCUUCCCUCAUGCCUCCCGCAGCCUGGGCUGUCAGGGUAGCAACGUAUGAGCUCCCGACGUGCAUGCCAGCGACCUCGGCCGGACAGACGGGGUCCUGAGAGCAGCCUGGCUGAUGUUAGCUUCCGUUGUGUUCUGUGUUAGUGAUCAUUGCCUUUCAUGCAGUCUGUUGGAAUACUAAUAUAAAAAUAAAGUGAAAAUAUUUUAAAACAACCAAA
Messenger RNA from Ailuropoda melanoleuca (giant panda), 3987 nucleotides. RefSeq names its product GATA binding protein 3 (gene GATA3). The coding region runs from base 1619 to 2788 and encodes 389 amino acids. The record is from RefSeq and is a predicted model, not a curated record. Gene Ontology annotation, cellular component: nucleus. Lineage: Eukaryota; Metazoa; Chordata; Mammalia; Carnivora; Ursidae. The transcript has 5 exons. Gene Ontology annotation, molecular function: RNA polymerase II cis-regulatory region sequence-specific DNA binding; DNA-binding transcription factor activity, RNA polymerase II-specific; zinc ion binding. Gene Ontology annotation, biological process: positive regulation of transcription by RNA polymerase II; immune system development; cell fate commitment.